This is a messenger RNA of Verruconis gallopava, 1345 nucleotides long. RefSeq lists its product as uncharacterized. Lineage: Eukaryota; Fungi; Ascomycota; Dothideomycetes; Venturiales; Sympoventuriaceae. The transcript is spliced from 3 exons. Bases 428 to 1300 code for a protein of 290 amino acids. Gene Ontology annotation, molecular function: phosphatidylcholine lysophospholipase A1 activity. The record is from RefSeq and is a predicted model, not a curated record.
AUUUGAAUCUUUGCCAAGAAACAUAUAUAACUACACUCUAAGCCAGUCUAUCUAUCAGGGUUCUAUAUCUGUUUCUUUUCAUUGUCUAUAUCAUUUUGUGUCCUUUUGCAUAUAUAAUUGGCUGCAAACCCUCCUGCUUCCACCUCUCCGCGAGCGAGACAUUUUUCAACAUCUUGCGAGGAACUAACAGAUUUUUUUUCUUCGUUUUGAUCGUCGACGUGUUUGUGGGUGUUAUAGUGGCCGAAACAUCAUCUUCCGAACGUUCGCGGAUUUGUUAGCCUGCCGCUCUUUAGUUGCGUGUGUGCUUUUAUUUCGGUUUUGCAUUGAUAGUCUAGCAUCUGGUAUGAGGCACACCUCAGUAUAAAGAGACUCUGCGAAGAUCGCAAAGGCAUUGAUUUCCAUCUCUCAACUCGCACAACUGAGAGAUAUGAUUGCCCUAGUUUUGGCAAUUCUUUGCCAGACGAUAAACGCCAGCUCCGCCAUCCCCGCGCUUCAUGCAAAACGGAACAUCACGGUCUUGGGAGGCGUAGAACACCGAAGUGUAGCUCUCAGGGUACUCCCUCUUGGCGACAGCAUCACCAAUGGUGUAGGUAGCUCGGACGGAAACGGUUAUCGUCACGUCUUUGUGGAAUUGGCCGAAGCAGGAGGGCCAGUCACGAUGAUUGGGUCCCACAAUGGGACAGGAGUCAUGCCGGAAAAUGAAGAAGAAGGUUGGAAUGGCUUUACCAUCGAUCAGAUCUCUCAAAAGGCAACGAAUGCACUCAAGGCAAAACCAAACCUUGUGCUCCUGCUCGCUGGAACGAACAACAUGAACAACGCAUCCCAAGCCGCGACCGCUCCAGCCGAAAUGAGCAAUUUACUAGGCAAGGUUAUUGCUGGAAGUCCUAGAGCAGUGGUAUUAGUUGGCACCAUAUUGCCCUCAACGCAGCCUGGGAGACAAUCGCUGAAUGAUCAAUACAACAGCGCUCUGCAGCAAAUAGUAAAAGACGGCCAAAGUACCGGAAAACGCGUCCUGCUUGUGCCCACAGGCUCCGCUGUUGAUCCGGACGAGCUCGUUGACGGCAUUCAUCCUAAUGACGCGGGAUAUGAUAAGAUGGCCAUUGCUUGGAUCCAGGGUGUCAAUACUGCUCAAGACCAAGGUUGGUUUGAAGCGCCAGAACCUGGUGAUGGCUACGUUGAGCCGUCAAGCAGGGCCAGCAGAUUAGACACUAACGGCGUAUUAUGGUGGCAUUGCAGUUUGGUCCUUGUGACGCUCAUUGCCAAAGACAUGUACGACAAUACACUACGGUCGAAUGGGUAGUUCGGACAUAUAUUAGGAUGCUCAACAUCCUAAGCUCAAGCUGCC